UUGAGUUUGAAUUUUCAAUGUAUCUGGUGGAGAGCAAAGGAGGGGCCAUAGUGUGCAUGUUGGUGUCCCUUUUGUUCUUGGGGACAUGGCCUGCAGUGAUGACUCUGUUAGAAAGGAGAGGUCGUCUUCCUCAGCACACUUACCUUGACUAUACCCUCACCAAUCUCUUUGCUGCUGUUAUCAUUGCUUUCACCUUUGGUGAGAUUGGCAAUAACCACCCUGACUUCUUAUCUCAGCUUUCUCAGGAUAACUGGACUUCUGUUCUGUUUGCUAUGGCGGGUGGUGUGGUCCUCAGUGUUGGAAAUCUAUCCACACAAUAUGCUUGGGCUUUUGUUGGUUUAUCAGUUGUAGAAGUGAUCACAUCAAGCAUAACAGUUGUUAUAGGAACAACCUUGAAUUACUUUUUGGAUGACAAAAUCAAUAAAGCUGAGAUUCUUUUCCCAGGAGUUGGUUGCUUUUUGAUUGCAGUUUGUCUAGGUUCUGCUGUUCAUUCAUCUAAUACUGCUGAUAAUAAGGCCAAGCUCAAUGAUUUUUCAAGCAAUCACAAAAAUGCAACUCAGGGCACUAAUUUAUCCACUUCGAAAGAAACAAGUGAAGCUGAUUCAAAGGAUCUUGAAAAUGGAAGUGCUUCUGCAUACAAAGCCAAAGCAGGAACUGCACUUUUUCUUAUAGAACUUGAGAAAAGAAGAUCAAUCAAGGUGUUUGGGAAGAGCACUUUGAUUGGAUUGGCUAUAACUUUCUUUGCUGGAGUAUGCUUCUCUCUGUUCUCACCAGCAUUUAAUUUGGCAACAAAUGACCAGUGGCAUACUUUGAAGAAAGGGGUUCCACAUUUGAGUGUUUAUACAGCCUUCUUUUACUUUUCAAUAUCAUGUUUUGUUAUUGCCAUAAUUCUAAACAUCACCUUCCUUUAUCACCCUGUUUUGAACUUACCCAAGUCAUCACUGAAGGCUUAUUUGAGAGAUUGGGAUGGAAGAGGUUGGGCUUUCUUGGCUGGUCUCCUUUGUGGAUUUGGUAAUGGCCUCCAAUUCAUGGGAGGUCAAGCUGCAGGAUAUGCAGCAGCAGAUGCUGUUCAAGCACUUCCAUUAGUCAGCACCUUUUGGGGCGUGGUUUUGUUCGGGGAGUAUCGCAAAUCAUCAAGAAGAACAUAUAUUUUACUUGGGGGCAUGUUGCUUAUGUUCAUUGUGGCUGUUGCUGUUCUAAUGGCAUCAUCAGGGCAUAGAAAAUGAUCAUAAUACUGAAGGGAAUGAUUGUGUUGAAAUAACUGAUUCAGUGCUAAACUUGUAGCAUAAUUGUUAAGGAUUCAAAAUAUCUAAUGCAAAGAGAGAAGUAUUCUCAAAGUUGAAUGAUAUUUAAUCAGAGACUAAUGACACCAAACUGUUCAGAAAAAAGGUGUAUAGACCAUGAAAGCAGACUAGGAACACAGUUGAAAUCUUCUAACUGAUUUAUGUUUAGUGACAGUUUAGCUUAAUGUGAAUUUGAUUUAAUUGUCUUGACUAAAAUAAAUAUCCCUACGAUUUUUUU
Messenger RNA from Abrus precatorius (Indian licorice), 1521 nucleotides. Its product is annotated as ureide permease 1-like. The transcript has 7 exons. Gene Ontology annotation, biological process: nitrogen compound transport. Gene Ontology annotation, cellular component: membrane. The record is from RefSeq and is a predicted model, not a curated record. The coding region runs from base 18 to 1226 and encodes 402 amino acids. Gene Ontology annotation, molecular function: uracil:monoatomic cation symporter activity; allantoin:proton symporter activity. NCBI's taxonomy places the organism in Eukaryota, Viridiplantae, Streptophyta, Magnoliopsida, Fabales, Fabaceae.